AUGAUGAUUGCAGGUGGUUUGGCUUCAGAAGUGAGGUGUCGGAUGGAAACAGCAGGGCCCAUACCUGUAAAACGACUGCUGUCAGCUUCUCCUGUCGACCAGUUCUUCUGUAUUUACUGUGGAGUUUAACAUUUCUGAGGAGCCGGCGAGCAGAACUUUUGAAUAAAACCGACCGUGGACCGUGCAGAUGGCGGCUGUGAGCUGUAUGAACAAAAUGUAUGGAGUGUGUUUUCACGCCGUUCGUCAGACGGCAGGACUGAAGGCAUCGAGGCUGCUUCAGCACAGAGCCUUCAGGAGCAGUGCCGUGCACCGGCAGCAGCCCUUUGACUCAUCACUGGAAAAGCCGCAAUUCCCUGGAGCCUCAGCCGAGUUUGUUGAUCAGCUUGAGUUCAUCCAGCCCAAUGUCAUCUCUGGGAUCCCAGUGUACCGGGUGAUGGACAGGCAAGGAAAUAUCAUCAACCCCUCCCAAGACCCUCAGCUUUCCAAAGAGACUGUUUUGAAUUUUUAUCAGAAGAUGACUCUGCUGAACACAAUGGACCGCAUUCUUUAUGAGUCUCAGAGACAGGGUCGGAUCUCCUUCUACAUGACCAACUAUGGUGAAGAGGGGACACAUAUUGGUAGUGCUGCUGCUCUUGACCCAAAUGACCUGGUCUUUGGUCAAUACAGAGAAGCUGGAGUGUUGAUGUACCGUGGUUUUCCUCUGGACAAGUUCAUGGCUCAGUGCUACGCCAAUGCCGAUGACCUCGGUAAGGGGCGGCAGAUGCCCGUCCACUAUGGCUCCAGAGACCUGAACUUUGUAACUAUCUCCUCUCCUCUGGCCACCCAGAUUCCUCAAGCGGCUGGAGCUGCAUACGCAGUCAAGAGAGAAAACAUCAACCGUGCUGUAAUCUGUUAUUUCGGAGAGGGAGCAGCCAGUGAAGGGGACGCACACGCUGGCUUCAACUUCUCUGCCACCCUCGAGUGCCCAUUGAUAUUCUUCUGUCGAAACAAUGGCUACGCCAUCUCUACCCCCACCAACGAGCAGUACAGAGGAGAUGGCAUUGCUGCUCGUGGUCCGGGUUAUGGAAUGCUGUCCAUCCGUGUCGAUGGUAAUGAUGUCUUUGCUGUGUACAACGCUACAAAGGAAGCUCGCCGCAGGGCCGUGGCUGAGAACCAGCCCUUCCUCAUUGAGGCAAUGACCUACAGAAUUGGUCACCACAGCACCAGUGACGACAGCUCGGCUUACCGCUCGGUGGACGAGGUGAACUACUGGGACAAGCAGGACCAUCCCAUCUCCAGGCUGAGACAUUACAUGACGGCCCGCGGCUGGUGGAGCGAAGAUGACGAGAGGAGCUGGAGGAAGCAGUCCCGCAAGACGGUGAUGGAGGCGUUCGAGACGGCCGAGAGGCGCCUGAAGCCCAAUCCCGAACUGCUGUUCACAGACGUGUACCUGGAGAUGACGCCCAGCCUGGAAAAGCAGAGAGAAUCUCUGUGGAGGCACGUGCAGCAGUACAAAGAGCACUACCCACUUGACCUGUAUGAUAAAUAAUUGCAUUGAUACGGAUGGAAUGAGUUGUGCUUCAGUGAACAAAUGUGAGCGUGGAUCAGGAUUGAGACUGGGAUAUACUGUUGCACACCUUUUACUAUUCAUGAAAAUGUAGUUUUGAUAUGACGUGUCAUUUCUUUCUGCACAACAAAGGGAGAGGAGAAAAGAUUGUGCUUCACACCUCUGGGUUUGGUGCCUUAAGUUGAUAGAUUUACUGUCAGUAGUACAGCUCUUCUAUAAAUGCUGAAUCACACUUUUGUUACACAGCACGGUUCUUUUAGUGCAGCAAAAAAAACCCAAAACAACAGCUGGUACAUUAUGAAUGCAUUUUGCAUAUAAAACAACUAAACAAAUUGAACAAUAAACAGUGGAAGUUUACCCCUGUUAUGUAUGUUCCUUCUCCUGUAACUGUCUUCUGCAGUGACUAUGGUAUUUAGCAGGUUUCCUUGUGUAUCACUGAGGUGACUGAUUUACCUUUAACAUAUUAAAGAACUUGUUUUAAUGGUUUUUAGUGUACACACCCAAAUUUUAGAUGGGUUUGUAUGCUGUAAUGCUGUCAGACACUACACUAAAUCCCAGAACUGUGCACCCAUCUAGCUCAUGUUACAUGUUUGGUGUUUUGUGGAAAAUAAACUAUGAACUUUCA
This is a messenger RNA of Lates calcarifer (barramundi perch), 2171 nucleotides long. It is a transcript of the gene bckdha, whose product is annotated as branched chain keto acid dehydrogenase E1 subunit alpha. Gene Ontology annotation, molecular function: oxidoreductase activity, acting on the aldehyde or oxo group of donors, disulfide as acceptor. The transcript is spliced from 8 exons. Bases 188 to 1528 code for a protein of 446 amino acids. NCBI's taxonomy places the organism in Eukaryota, Metazoa, Chordata, Actinopteri, Centropomidae. The record is from RefSeq and is a predicted model, not a curated record. Gene Ontology annotation, biological process: branched-chain amino acid catabolic process.